AUGAUGAUAUAUGUCGUAGACUGUUCAGAUCAUCACAGACUGGAAGAGACCAGCUUAGAGCUAGCUGAGCUUUUACAGGAUGAUAAACUUCGCGGUGUUCCGUUAUUGGUGUACGCCAAUAAGCAAGAUCUUUCAACAGCUUUGCCAGCCAGUGAAAUAGCACAGCAUCUAGGGCUACACCUGAUAAGGGACCGUACGUGGCAAAUUCAAGCUUGCGUCGCCAUUGACGGCACUGGUGUUAAGGAAGGUAUGGAGUGGGUGUGUAAGAACAUUCCUGCGAAGAAAAAU
This is a messenger RNA of Iphiclides podalirius (scarce swallowtail), 288 nucleotides long. NCBI's taxonomy places the organism in Eukaryota, Metazoa, Arthropoda, Insecta, Lepidoptera, Papilionidae. The record is from the annotation of a GenBank genome assembly.